Molecule: messenger RNA, 3387 nt
Organism: Lates calcarifer (barramundi perch)
Lineage: Eukaryota; Metazoa; Chordata; Actinopteri; Centropomidae
Gene: dnajc18
Product: DnaJ (Hsp40) homolog, subfamily C, member 18
Exons: 8
Coding region: 494-1663 (389 amino acids)
Biological process (GO): cellular response to misfolded protein
Cellular component (GO): endoplasmic reticulum membrane
Molecular function (GO): Hsp70 protein binding
Source: RefSeq, a predicted model, not a curated record
AAUAGACAGGAAAAGCAGGGGGACAAAAAGCAACUCAGGAACUUGUUAACAAACAGACAAUGAAGUACAUUUAAGUCAGUAUCGGGGCUAAAGCGUUCACUACACAGGAUGUGACGUCGACCCUGUCUUGCGUCCACCUCUUGUCAAUCACGCUCCAGGGUCCAGCUUCAUUCAACAGCACUUUAAACUGUGCUUUAAAAAUACAGACCGCAAAAACAAGUAUUUUCCAGACUUUUCUGCUUAAAAAAAUGGCGCAGCCUGGGGCCUGCGUGCAGCCUGACAACAACCACCUUCGUCUGCUAAUCGUACUGUGAGUGACUGCGGGCUCGCACCUAGCUAACGUUACGCAGCUGUCUGUGUGUAACCAAAGCUAAUCGGCUAUCCUCGUUAGCUGCGGCGGCUCGCCUUGCCAUAUGAUAUUGACGCACAUUGCACAGGAACAGACCUCUGCGGACGGCGAUUGGAUCAGCAAAACAACCCCCGUAACGUCGAAAUGGACAAAGACGAAGCGGACCGGCUGAUCGAGAAGGCGAAGCUGUGUUUGCGGUCAGGACGGAAAGAACGGGCGCUGCAGCUGCUAUAUGAAGCCCAGAAUAUUUACCCCAGCACCCGGGCCAGAGUGCUGAUAGAUGCCAUAGUAAGGAACGGAGGCAGUGCCGGCCCAGAGGCAAACCACGUACCCCCACCCACAGGCUGGAGAGACGAGGACAUUAAAAACAACGAGACAAGUAACGUGAGUGGCGAUGACAAGAAGAGCUACACCGAGGAGCAGCGCCAGGGCGUCCUCAGGAUAAAGAAUUGCAAGGACUUUUAUGAGAUCCUCGGUGUUCCCAAAAAUGCCAGCGAUGAAGAUUUGAAGAAGGCGUACAGGAAGUUGGCCCUCAAGUUUCAUCCCGACAAGAACUUCGCUCCAGGGGCUACAGAUGCUUUCAAAGCAAUAGGAAAUGCAUAUGCGGUGCUGAGCAAUCCCGAGAAGAGGCAACAGUACGAUCAGUACGGAGAUCAGUCUGCGGCUUCGAACGCACCCCAGCACUCUAGCCACAGUCGCCAUGGACACUACCGAAACUUCCACAGAGACUUUGAGGCCGACAUUUCCCCCGAGGAACUCUUCAACAUUUUCUUUGGAGGACGGUUCCCCACAGGAAAUAUCCACGUGUACACCAACCAGGGAGCCUCCUACUCUCAGUUCUAUCAGCCUCGUCGUCGACGUGCUUAUGAGAGGCGCGAGGAGGUGGUGGAAGACAACCAGAGUCAGAACACCUUCACAGCACUCCUGCAGCUUCUCCCGGUGCUGGUGCUAAUCCUCAUAUCAGUGUUUACUCAGAUGAUGGCCACUACCCCGCCCUACAGUCUCUUCUAUAAGCCGGCAAUGGGGCUGGUGGUGUCCAGGGAGACGCAGCACAUGGGCGUGCCGUACUACGUGGAUAAAAGUUUUGAGAAGGAAUACCGCGGGGCCGCGCUGGAGGAACUAGAGAAAAUGAUUGAGAGCGACUAUAUCGAACACCUGCAGAGCAGCUGCUGGAAAGAGAAACAGCAGAAAUCAGACUUAGCAAACCUGGGACAGCUGUACCGAGAUGAGCGGUUAAAGCAGAAGGCCGAGUCGAUGAGGCUGGACCACUGCGAGAAGCUGCACCGACUGGUUGGGCGUCAGAGAGGCAAAUGAGGACUGUUAAGAGAGGAGAACACGUUUUCUUUACAGACUUUACAAUAAUAACGCAUUUCAUCGAAGUGUGUAAUUUAUCCAAUCUGGCCACUUUGUAAAGAAAUCUCUUUGGGUACAGCGCAGUCAGUGGGAGAUUAUGCCACUGGAAACAAUGUGCCUUCUCUCCUCUUUGAUGGUAGAAAAUAAGAGUUGCAUGUCAGCUGCCAACCUUGACUGUGGUGGUGGUGGCAGCAUUAACAUGUGCAGACUCACUGUGGCAGUGUGUAUGAUGUGUCAGAGCCUUUAAACUUUCUUAUAGAAAUGGCAUGACAUACGAAGUCUCCCCUCGGGGUUAUAAAGGCAGUUGUAUGUUCACACAUACAUGUUUUAUUUGUUUAGGUUUUGUAGUUUACAUGUGUUUAUUUUAUUUGAUGUUUUUGUGUCCUUGCUUAAAUCUUAGGCGUAUUUAUUUAAUAGUUAAUAGAGUGAAUGUUACUUGAGCACCUUGGCUCAUCUUCUCUUCUUUGGAAGUAAUGAAGUACAAUGACUUAAAUAAUACUGUAGUCUUUGGACAAAUCUGAGAGCUUCUGUGCUGUGAAAUGAUGCAGGACCUUUUUAUUUAUGGUUAAAAUCAGACAUUAGAAAGGACUGUAACAUCUGUACUGUGGUUAAUCAGGCAAUGUGACCUCUGGCACUAUAGAAAUAAGCUGCACAGCAGAGUAAAAUCUUAAAGAACAUGACCACAAUUUUCUGAUUAAUGUGCUUAUUAUAAAAGGUUGUACUUGUCCAAAAGUGAGCUUUCUUCUACAGUAGAGUUUCCCACUCUCCACACUACUGCUUGCAUGAGUGUUUAUUGGAUUGGUCAUUAAGCUUCUGCCAUUCAGGAACCAUUCGUUUGAAGUUUAAGUGUGAGAAAUGACUGUUGUCUGAGUCAUUUUGAUUUGUCAUAAGCAGGGAGUUCACUUCAACCAAAAAGCCCAUACAAAAUCCUGCACAGUUUUCCUCUUGUACAUUGGAAGCUCAGUGGUGAGAGGUAUCUGUAAGGCUACCGGGGGAGUAAAUGGCAUGCAAUACCUUCUUUUCGUAAACCACGCACAAGCUUAAUUUUGUCCUUGGAAAAAAAUGCUUUUCAGCUCAAAUUUAUAAAUGUUUUAUAAAUCCUGCACCUUUCAUUUAUACAGUGUUUUAUAAAGAACGUCCACAGAAUUAAGACUUUUAAUCAGUUCUAUUAACUUUCUGUGGACAUGAACAACUUUCUCCCACAGCACAGAACCAGAAUUGUGACUUUUACUUGUCAGGUCUUGUCAUGAGUAGGACACUAACUUUGUGAAGUUGUUAACUUUAAUCCCCCAGAUCAUUCGAAUCCUAUACAGACAUUAAUACCUGUUGCUGUGCACUAUGACUGCCAAACUGCCUUAGCUGUUCUCAUGUUUGUGAAGUAUUCAGGUUCAUCUGGAGCACUUUUAAGUUAAUAUUUAAUCCUGUGUUUCAUAUCAUGACUGUUGCAUGCACCCUAGUGAGAGUGUGUUUUAUUAGUUGCACAUUUUAGUUUUUUUGGCAAACACAUCUUCAUGACUACUAACACACUAAAUGUUAUAUUAGAAUAUUCAGGGCCACAUGGUAACUCACAAAAAAGUGCAAAACUUGUACUGUGAUACAUGCAAACCAGGUUUUGGUAUCAAGUCAGUGUGGUAGUACACUUCAGCCAAAAAUACCAGAAAAUUAAAGAUGUAUCCAGAAUAUAA